Arabidopsis lyrata subsp. lyrata is the source of this 611-nucleotide messenger RNA. RefSeq names its product replication protein A 70 kDa DNA-binding subunit B-like. The transcript is spliced from 2 exons. Bases 222 to 539 code for a protein of 105 amino acids. The record is from RefSeq and is a predicted model, not a curated record. NCBI's taxonomy places the organism in Eukaryota, Viridiplantae, Streptophyta, Magnoliopsida, Brassicales, Brassicaceae.
AUGGUGCACUGUGUAUCUUUCGUGAAAGAGUCCCAAAGUUUGAGAUUGUUGUUGCCAAUCAGGAUGAUACUUCUUUAGAUCAUCCUAGGAAGACCAUUUUGGAUCUCCUUAACUCUGUCGAGGUAAUUAUUUGAGUAAGCUAUCAUUACAAAUACUUUUUAAUGUCUAUAAAUAUCCAUAUUCAUAUCUAAAGUUUUUGUUAGAUUGGCAAGGCAAGGUUAAUGUGUACUAUCUAUGCAAUUGAUACCGACUGGGCAUGGUAUUACAUUAGUUGUCGUGCUUGCAACAAGAAAGUCACACAUAUCCACCAUGGAGUGAAUGGUGUGAAUGGUGUGAAUAACAAAGGGAAGAAGCCGAGGUUCUGGUGUGACACUUGCAAAUCUGUUGUCACUAAUGUCGUGGCUAGGUUUAUGCUCUAUGCUAAUGUGAUGGACAACACUGGUGAGGCUAAACUGUUACUUUUUGAUUCAGUUUGCUCUGAAAUCAUUGGCGAGUCUGCUCCAUCUGUGCUUAAUGGUUCCGUUGAUGAGGUUUCAUGAACUACUUUAUAUUUAAAUAUAUGUCUACAUUGUAUUAGUCACACAAGUUCCUGAUAUGUUUUAAAUUUUAGA